Molecule: messenger RNA, 1549 nt
Organism: Anarrhichthys ocellatus (wolf-eel)
Lineage: Eukaryota; Metazoa; Chordata; Actinopteri; Perciformes; Anarhichadidae
Product: serine/threonine-protein phosphatase PP1-beta catalytic subunit
Exons: 8
Coding region: 111-1094 (327 amino acids)
Biological process (GO): regulation of circadian rhythm; circadian regulation of gene expression
Cellular component (GO): cytoplasm; nucleus
Molecular function (GO): protein serine/threonine phosphatase activity
Source: RefSeq, a predicted model, not a curated record
AACGGGAGGCCCGUGAGUGGGAGGAGGUCGGCGGUGCGUUUGAGUGCAGUGAGGCGGUGCCUGCGCUGCCUGCUCCAGACUGCGGUGGGCAGAGCUGUUUUGCUACAGAAAUGGCGGAGGGGGAGUUGGACGUGGACUCGCUGAUUUCCAGGCUUUUGGAGGUGCGAGGAUGUCGUCCAGGGAAGAUCGUCCAGAUGACGGAGGCGGAGGUGCGCGGCCUCUGCAUCAAGUCCCGGGAGAUCUUCCUCAGUCAGCCCAUCCUCCUGGAGCUGGAGGCCCCGCUCAAAAUCUGUGGUGACAUCCACGGACAGUACACAGACCUGCUGAGGCUCUUCGAGUACGGCGGCUUCCCUCCGGAGGCCAACUACCUGUUCCUGGGCGACUACGUGGACCGGGGGAAGCAGUCUCUGGAGACCAUCUGCCUGCUGCUGGCCUACAAGAUCAAAUACCCCGAGAACUUCUUCCUGCUGAGGGGCAACCACGAGUGUGCCUCCAUCAACCGCAUCUACGGCUUCUAUGACGAGUGUAAACGCAGAUUCAACAUCAAGCUGUGGAAGACGUUCACUGACUGCUUCAACUGCCUGCCCAUCGCUGCCAUCGUGGACGAGAAGAUCUUCUGCUGCCACGGAGGUCUCUCUCCCGACCUGCAGUCUAUGGAGCAGAUCAGACGCAUCAUGAGACCCACAGACGUGCCUGACACAGGCCUCCUGUGUGAUCUGCUGUGGUCUGACCCUGACAAGGAUGUCCAGGGCUGGGGAGAAAACGACCGCGGCGUCUCCUUCACCUUUGGAGCCGACGUGGUCAGCAAGUUCCUCAACCGCCACGACCUGGACCUCAUCUGCAGAGCCCACCAGGUGGUAGAAGAUGGUUACGAGUUCUUUGCCAAGCGGCAGCUGGUGACUCUGUUCUCAGCUCCAAACUACUGCGGGGAGUUCGACAACGCCGGCGGCAUGAUGAGCGUGGAUGAAACCCUGAUGUGCUCCUUCCAGAUCCUGAAGCCAUCUGAGAAGAAAGCCAAGUACCAGUAUGGAGGGAUGAACUCGGGUCGGCCCAUCACUCCUCCCCGCACAGCCCAACCCCCAAAGAAACGAUGAAGACAGACGGAGUGAGGAGGAGACACACAGAGAGAGAGAGGGGGGGGGAUUUUCAAAGAUCGUCUCCUGUUGGAAUUUGCAACACAAAAUGAGUAAAAGCAGCAGACUGCAGAGAGGGCAAACAGACGAACAAAACUAUUUCAAAAGAUGCACUCAAACCUGUCUUUCAUCUUCUUUCUUAUCUCCCUCUGAGCUGCUGUCGCACUCUCUUCUUCUCCCGCGAUAAUUAUUUUCUCUGCAUUUGUGUAACAUUUUUAAAACACUAAACAAGGGUGUCAUUCUGUAGCAUAUCGGAGUGUUUCUUUUUGUCCUUUGCUUUUUAUUUCUUGACAACAGAAUGACAACUAGUUGAGUUUACCACAUCUCCUUACUCCCCUGCCUGUACACACACACACAUACACACACAACAGGUAUUAAUGACUGCUGGGUUUUCAAUAAAUAAUACAGGAAAUGAA